This is a messenger RNA of Hevea brasiliensis (rubber tree), 1756 nucleotides long. RefSeq lists its product as uncharacterized. The record is from RefSeq and is a predicted model, not a curated record. The transcript has 5 exons. Gene Ontology annotation, biological process: endoplasmic reticulum to Golgi vesicle-mediated transport. The coding region runs from base 675 to 1670 and encodes 331 amino acids. NCBI's taxonomy places the organism in Eukaryota, Viridiplantae, Streptophyta, Magnoliopsida, Malpighiales, Euphorbiaceae. Gene Ontology annotation, cellular component: COPII-coated ER to Golgi transport vesicle; Golgi membrane; endoplasmic reticulum membrane.
AAAAAAAAGGGUAAAAUCAUAAUCUCAUGAAUCACUACCUUCAAAAGUCGAAGACUAGCGCUUGGCUGGACACAUGAGGCGCCAUUUGAUGUGCGAGAGAGAAGAAUCCAACAUCCCAGCUUCCUCCACUUUUGUAACCUCCAUUUCUCUCCUUCUUCGUCUUUACUUCACAUCUCAUGACAAACAAUGUAACGCUUUGUUAUAAUUAUUAGAGAAAUUGUCAAUUUUAGUUUACUUUAUUUUAAAUUUCACAAUUUUAUCUGAAGAAUUUUUUGAGAAAUCAUCCUAAAAUUUCUUUUAAAAGAGUAUGCUUAAUUUUAAAAUUCUUUUUAACUCUUUAAACAUUUCACUAAAAGACGUUUUUAAUAAUUAAUUUUUUUCAUUUUAAUAUAUGAUUCAAUUUAUUUCUAUGUUUCGCAUUUCACUGUCUUGAGUAGACUUGCCAUCUUAGAAGUUUAAUAAGAGCUUAUUCUUUUAUAUCACCCUCGCUCUCGUUAGACCACUUUUUCGGAUCGGGUCAUCACAAGCAAUGCUUGCAUAAGGAAGGCACGAGGCUUGCAGAAGGAAAGCACGAGACUCGCAUCGGAAAUUUCAGGGUCUUUCAAAAAUAUUUUAUUAUAAUAAUGUGAUUGGCUGAGAGAUGCAAGGUAAAGCUAGUCAAUCAAUGUGGUUGCAUGUGCACAUCACGUGUCAAAAUAUUCAUUUACCUUUCCUUACUGGCAUUCUCUCACCCUCACCGACCGGCUACUUCGAUUCCCAGUUCCAACUGUGCCCUCUUUAGCACACACUUCGCCUCAACGUCGCCGGAACUCAGAUUUGGUCAUCGGGAAUCGGUAUCACUCAUAUCCUUAAUUCAAGAAAUGUAUAACAAUGUUGGAGUCCAGCCUGGGGCGCCAAUGCCUCCAACAAAUCCUCAGCCUAAUCCAUUUGGGAAUUCAUUCUCUGGAGCUGGUUCAGGGCUUAUUAGAGGUGGACUUGGUGCAUAUGGAGAGAAAAUUCUAGGAUCAAGCUCUGAAUAUGUACAAAGCAAUAUAAGUCGAUACUUCUCUGAUCCCCAAUAUUAUUUCCAAGUGAAUGACCAAUAUGUGAGAAACAAAUUGAAGGUUGUUCUAUUUCCAUUCCUGCACAGGGGACACUGGACUCGGAUAACUGAGCCAGUAGGGGGCAGGCUUUCCUACAAACCCCCAAUUUAUGAUAUAAAUGCACCAGACUUGUACAUUCCAUUCAUGGCAUUUGGUACAUACGUUGUACUUGCUGGCUUGUCAUUAGGACUUAAUGGAAAGUUUAGCGCUGAAGCACUCAAUUGGUUGUUUGUGAAGGGAUUACUUGGCUGGUUUCUGCAAGUUUCAUUGCUUAAAGUAACAAUGCUUUCAUUGAGUAGCGCAGAGGCACCCUUGUUGGACAUUGUUGCCUAUGGUGGAUAUACUUUCACAGGGAUGUGUUUUGCUGUCCUUGGAAAGAUUUUAUUCAAAUACUCUUACUACUUUUUGAUGCCAUGGGCCUGCUUAUGUAUGGGAAUUUUCUUGGUGAAGACGAUGAAGAGGGUCCUUUUUGCAGAGGUGAGGAGUUACGAUUCGAGCCGGCAUCAUUAUCUCUUGCUAUUCAUCGCUUUGGCUCAGUUCCCACUGUUCACAUGGCUUGGCAACAUUACCAUCAAUUGGCUUUUCUAAACUGAAUUACUUGAUAUUGUAGUCAUAAACAAUUAAGUGUUUGUAGAGCUUUUGAAAUUUCAUAGAAAAUUUUCUGCUUUAGUUAA